Molecule: messenger RNA, 1227 nt
Organism: Lutzomyia longipalpis
Lineage: Eukaryota; Metazoa; Arthropoda; Insecta; Diptera; Psychodidae
Product: retinol dehydrogenase 14
Exons: 2
Coding region: 161-1165 (334 amino acids)
Source: RefSeq, a predicted model, not a curated record
UAAAAUAUCUAAAGAUUCCCAUACAUUCACACUCUCAGGUAAGAAAUUGGGAAGGAGGAGGUGGAUGAGACUGAGAGUAAUUUUUAUGUGCCAGUUGGAUUCCGCAGCUUCGACUUCCACGGCAGUGUUUCGCUUCAUUCAUUCACCAUCGUAAUUUACUAUGAUACUACUUGGCAUUGACUGGAGUUGUCCUUUAGUACAAACAAUCGCAAUCUUUGGUGUAUCCGCAUUUGCGUCAUUCAUCUUCCUCAUAAACCUCUACUGCUACCUCACGUGUGGACGUUGCACAUCGAAAGUAAGAAUGGAGGGUAAGACCGUAUUAAUAACUGGAGCAAAUAGUGGCAUUGGCAAGGAGACUGCCCGAGACCUUGCCCGUCGUGGAUGCCGCGUUAUAAUGGCAUGCAGGAACAUGGAUACGGCAAAGACGGCCCAGGAGGAAAUUAUCAAUACAACCGGAAAUAGCAAUGUUAUUCUGAAGAAGCUCGAUUUGAGUUCGUUGCAGUCAGUUCGAGAUUUUGCUGCUGAUAUCGUUAAAACGGAACCCAAAUUGCACGUACUCAUUCACAAUGCCGGUAUGGCGCUGGCAAUUCGUGGGGCCAAAAGUGUCGAUGGCAUUGAAUUAACCAUGGCUACAAAUCACUAUGGACCCUUCCUACUAACCCACCUCCUCAUUGAUCUACUCAAGAAGACACCCAACAGCCGCAUUGUUGUGGUAGCAUCGGAGCUCUACAAAUUGGCUUGUGUAAAUUUGAAUAAUCUCAAUCCAGUGAACACCAAGCCGGCUGCAUACCUGUACUACGUGUCCAAGUAUGCUAACAUCUAUUUCACGCGUGAAUUGGCACGAAGAUUGGAGGGCACAGGUGUCACGGCCAAUUUCCUCCAUCCAGGCAUGAUAGACAGUGGCAUUUGGCGCAAUGUUCCCUUCCCACUCAACUAUCCCAUGAAGCUCAUCACACGUGGAUUCUUCAAAACCACAGAACAAGGUGCUCAGACCACAAUUCACCUUGCAGUCUCCGAAGAGCUGAAUGGCGUAUCGGGAAAAUACUUUAUGGACUGCAAGGAAGCAACACUCAAUAGAGCAGCUCAAGAUAUGGACAAAGCAAGAAAAUUGUGGGAGGAAUCUGCAAAAAUUGUCAAGCUCACCGACAGUGAUCCCAAAAUUUAAAAAAAUUGGAUUGUACUAAACUUUAUACUUCUUUCGGAAUAAAAUGGGUUCUUUUUAAUACC